AGAGAGAGAGAGAGAUAAAGGAAUAUAUUUAUACCCAUGUUUGGGUUUUAAACUAUGUCAUGCCACACACACACACACACACACACACACACAUCUGAGAAUGAACUUAAUCAUGAUGCAAGCAAUUCAUUUUAUUUAUUUCAUUUUCCAUUUUCCAUUCUCUCUCUUUUGUGUACUAUGGGACAAGCAAAGAGUAAAGAAAGUGACAUUCUGUCUAAAAGAACACAUUUCACUACAAAAGAAAUUGAAGAUCUCCGACAGAACGUGAAAGAGAAAGAUCAUAAUCAUAUUACUGAAGAGGUGUUUAAAGAUUCUGUAAAGAACUAUGUACCAACAAUAUCCUUAACGGAUGACGCUUUUUUAAAGAGAUUGUACUGUGCUUUCGGAGGAACAGAAGAACAGUCGAUUGACUUUAGCAAAUUUGUAGACGGCUUGAGCGUGUUUAUGAAGGGUACAAAUGAAGAGAAGCUUCAAUUGUCCUUUAAGCUAUAUGAUAUCGAUAGAGAUGGUUAUAUAUCAAAAGAUGAGAUUGAGAAUGUUAUUUUUGAACUAUCAAGAAUGCUAUCUGAAGACGAUAAAGAAUCAGAAGAACUUCAGACUUCAAUUAACUGUAUGUUUGAAGACUUUGAUGUUGACUGCGAUGGAAAGCUGUCUUUUGAAGAAUACAAACUAUCUACGAUUAAAGAACCCUUGAUUGCAGACUUCUUUGAACGAUUCUUAGUGAUACAUAACCUAUCAAGCAAUCCAUCCCCCGUUUCAAGACCUGUUUCUUUACGUUCAAAACAAUCCUUUUGGUCUCUUAAUAAUUGUUCACAAAACCAUUUUCGUUUAUCACAAGCUGAAUUGUUAGAUUAUAGUCAUCAACAGCAACAACAACAAAUCAUGACAUCGUCUGAUGAUACACCACAUACUUUGGGAAAGAAGCCUUCUACUCAUCAACUUAUAUCCUCUAAUUCUUCACAGCAUCAACAACCUGCAUCUUCUUUACAACAACGACUAAGCCGUGGUCCUAGCAUGGUUAGUCUCGAUGCUGCCUUGACUACUAUGUAAUUCUUUUUUUUUUUUUUUUUUACUUAUUUAUUUAAUAUC
Molecule: messenger RNA, 1089 nt
Organism: Gilbertella persicaria
Lineage: Eukaryota; Fungi; Mucoromycota; Mucoromycetes; Mucorales; Choanephoraceae
Exons: 7
Coding region: 55-1050 (331 amino acids)
Biological process (GO): calcium-mediated signaling
Molecular function (GO): kinase binding; calcium ion binding
Source: RefSeq, a predicted model, not a curated record